Vespa mandarinia (Asian giant hornet) is the source of this 13636-nucleotide messenger RNA. RefSeq names its product Apolipoprotein lipid transfer particle (gene Apoltp). Gene Ontology annotation, molecular function: lipid carrier activity. NCBI's taxonomy places the organism in Eukaryota, Metazoa, Arthropoda, Insecta, Hymenoptera, Vespidae. The record is from RefSeq and is a predicted model, not a curated record. Gene Ontology annotation, biological process: lipid transport.
CGACGUCCAUUCGAACUGCGGACACGGUUGUGGCAGGAAGCACUUAUUUAACCGAUACUACCGUGUGUAUUCGCGUAUACGUUUAAUCAAGCAAGCCCUGUGCGAGAGCACAGCUUUGCACCCCACAGUUAGUCCUCGCUUUGACUUUUCCGCUCUUCGAACUCCUACAGUCUCCUCCCGGCUUAACGUGCACUAGCGUGCAGUGAUCCAUCGAAUCAUCUAUAAAAAGAAAAAAAAUAAAAUAAAAAAAAAAAUAAAAAAAUAAAAAAAUUCUCCAUCACUGGGAUAAAUUAUCCGAAAUAACGAUGUUGCGUUUUAAGCCGAUCGAUCUUUUGUCGUGUGAUCUAAUAAAGGAGGAAAGAUCUUGAAAAAUCGUUGAACUUUUCUUGACAAUUCGAGCUUACUUGUUGCAAUUUUAUUGGCAUACAAGCACGUUCGAUAGAAACGCUGCAAUUUUAUGAUUAAGAAUACGACGUUGUGCCGAUUGCAAACGUAAAGGGAUAAGUGUGCAUAUGGGGGAGUGAAGAGGACAGUUAUAAUACAGUGACCUUGGUAAUCAACGAUAACAAGAGAGAAAGAGAAAGAAAGAGAAAGAGAGAGAGAGAAAGGGUGGGAAAGAGAAAAAAGGAUAAGAUGUUGCACGAUCGGAGAGUUUUCUUUUGGAGGGUAAUAUUUUUUACCCUUUUGUGUACUCUCGUAAAAAUUGUGCAAGGAGAGAUUAUCAAAGAUCCAACAUUAUGUAGUCGCACGAGAUGCAAAGUAUCAUUUAAUCGUAAGUUCAAGUACGAAGAAGGUGUCUCCUAUCAAUACCAAUAUUCUGUGGAUGUAAGCACAAAUCUCGGUAAAGUUGAAACGUCACCAUCGAUUGGAGAAGAAUCGAAAAAUGAGACCAAGUUGAACAUAGAUGCCUCGUUGUCCGUUUAUUUUACUUCGCCUUGCGAGGGUAUUUUGAAAUUUCAGGACGUUAACGUAUAUCAUGAUCGCAAACGCUAUAAUACCGAAUUUCCUGAUCGUGCUGGAGCAGAAUUCAAAGCCAACUUAGAACGUUUUUCUUUGAGAUUUGCUUUUGAGGAUGGUCGAAUAAAUGAGGUCUGUCCGGACCGUCGUGAAACAGCCUGGGCAUUGAAUUUGAAACGUGGUGUUCUUUCCAUACUGCAAAAUACUAUGAAAAGAUUCGACAUUGAUCAUCGAGUCGACGAACUCGAUGUUAAUGGUAUAUGCGAGACAAAUUAUCGGCUUUACGAAGCAAGAAAGACUCAAUUGAUUAUCAAAAAGACGAAGAACCUGGCCAAUUGUCAAUUCAGCGGAAAGCAUCUUUCUGUAUUGCAAUCUAAUUCUUACAUGAAUCCUCGAUCGACUACGAAAGCACCUAAGCGAUCUCUGUUGAAAUCUACUAACGAAUGCGAAAUAACGAUCGAUCAUAACGUAUACGAAAGAGUUGUCUGUAAAGAUACUUAUCAGCUUCAAUCACUAUCGAACGAUAACACUGUUGGUGCUAGAACAGAAAGUAUUGCUAUUCUUCAGCUCAUAGAGGAAGUCAAAGAUGAAUUUUAUGAUGAAGAAGAGUCGAAGGAAGAUGACGAAUAUAUCGUCAAGGGUAUCGCGAUUAGAACCAAUUUACUUUACAAUCACGAGAAGGUAUCUAAAACGAUACAUGGAGAGUUAAGAACGUCAAGAGAUUUCUUAAAAAUUUUAUGUAGAAACAGCGAAAAUUUCGAUGAAAUUCAACAGAGAUUUUCCGAAACGUUCACCGCGUUCGUUCAAUCGGCUCGUCUUCUUGAUUAUCCUUAUUUGUCGCAGUUGUUUGCUAGAGCAAAUGGGAUUUGUAAAACUGGCAAAAAACAUAUAAUCGAUGCGUUACCAUAUAUGGGAAGUAAUGCUGCAGUGAACGUUAUGAAGGAUUUGAUAAUAAAAAAAUAUGUCAAUCAAGAAACUACUGCCAAUUGGAUCACAAUAUUUGGCCUAAUUCCUCGACCAAAUUAUGGAACUAUCCAAACACUUGCACCUCUCUUGGAUUUUCAACAUAAGAUACCUAAUACUCAAUUUAUCUUAAGUUAUUCAUCCGUUAUUCACACGUUUUGCAAGUCAACUAUUACAAAUUGUAAUCGUCUCGAGGAUAUUACAAAAUUUCUCUCUUAUCUUGAACAAAAGAUUAACAAAGGUUGUGCUCUUCGCUAUCAUUCGCUUGCAGAAGUUAAAGAAACAUUGGAAGCUCUGAAAGCCACAGAAAAUAUGGGGUUGAAAACCGAUGAAUUGUUAGAAAAAUUAAAAGUUUGUAUAGAUAAUGUAGGUGGUUUCGUAACGAUGGAAGUUCGUGUUGCGGCAAUAAAUGCACAUCGUAGAUUGCCAUCCUGUGAAGAGACUCGCGAUCGGUAUUUUCUGAAUUAUUAUCGAAACUUUACACUUGAUUCAGAAAUACGUAUAGCAUCGUAUUUACAAGUAAUGCGUUGUCCUGAUUACAACGUCGUGAAGACCAUUAAGCAUGCCCUUACGGUUGAAGAAGUUAAUCAAGUCGGUUCCUUUGUAUGGAGUCAUUUAAUCAACCUUUAUACUUCGUCGGCACCAACACAAAUAGAAAUACAGAGUCUCUUGUCCGAUAGAGAUCUUGGAACUAAAUUUAAUAGCGACAUUAGGAAAUUUUCACGGAAUUAUGAAGGUUCUUUUUUCUCUGAAGAAUAUAAUUUUGGUGCUAACCAUCAGAGUAAUUUGAUCUUUUCUCCGAAAUCAUAUAUACCACGUACUGCGAGUUUUAAUAUGACAAUAGAUUUACUCGGAGAGUCUAUAAAUUUAUUCGAAGUUUCAAUGAGAAUGGAGGGCCUUGAAUAUUAUGCUGAACAUUUUUUUGGACCCGACGGACCUUACAGCAAUGAGAAAGUAUCUAAUCACUUCAAGAACUUGAUCAGGAAUUUCAGAUCCGCGCCUAAAAGCGAGGAUCAAUGGUCGCGCGUUAAAAAAUUACCUAAUAUCAUUGAUAAUAAUUUCGACGAUCCAAAAAUUAGUUUAGGUUAUAAGAUUUUUGGGAAUGAACUAAAAUAUAUAAUGUUAAAUGGUGACAAGGAAAUCAAAGAAACUUUAGCUAAUUUAAAUCCAUGGGAAAAAAUAAAAAAGAUUCUAUCAGCUCAAGAAAUUCAUUACGAUAAUACAGUGAUGUUCCUUGAUUCAACGUACGUGAUACCAACUACGUCAGGUUUGCCCAUACGUUUAGAUCUUACUGGUACAGCCGCUUGUAAAUUUAAAUUGGCUGGUUUUUUAAACAUUAGCCAUUCAAUGAAUACCGAAUUAGAACUUAUAGGAAACUUUACUCCCAGUGUUAGCGUCGAUAUUGUUGGCACUAUGAUGGUCGAUGCAUUUUAUAAAAGUGCUGGAAUUAAAUUGCGUAUGAAUAUGUAUUCGUCGGGAGCUGUUCAAAUUCGUUUUAAUCUCGAGGGAGUACGUUUGGUACAAUUGAAUCUUGGCUUACCAAACCACAAAAUAGAAAUUUUCUCCAUCAUUACGCACGUUUUCUUGGUAGAAACGAAUGGGGCAGAGACCGAGGAAACACAACUAGGUAUUCUAAAAACUGAUCGACAUUCCAGUUCAUCAAAGGAAUUAACAGUACCAGAAAUCAUUAGCAAUAAGACUUGCACUUGGCAAACGCUCGAUCAGCUUAUCGGUCUUAAAAUGUGUGUUGAUUAUCAGAUUCCCAAUAUAACGAAGAACCUUAAUACAUCGUAUUUCCUUUUAAAUGGUCCAACUCUUUUCAAAGUUUCGGUAAUCAAAGCUGAUCCCACUGCUAAGACUUAUUUAUUGGAAUACAAAUGGGUACGAACGGAGAAACAAAGCGUGUUUAAAGUGGCAUUUGAUACACCUGGAUCACAAAUGAAGAGAGAAUUAAGUGCCACGGUAUCGUUCGAUUUAAAAGAUCAUAAUGUCACUGUUUUAUUACAUUCGGUUGGAAAUUCUUUGAUAGCAAAAGGUACGUAUAAGAAUACGGAAAAUGAAACGUUUAUAGAAGUAGGUUUCGAUAUCAAUGGAACUAAUCAUUUGGAUGCUAGUAUUGGAUAUACAAAAAAGAAGUUCACUUAUGGGUAUAUAUACAAUCCAAAAUUCUACUUAGAUAUCAACAGUGAACGUGUAGUAGCCGUUUCAGGUACGAUAAGGAACGUACAGAAGAACAAUUUGUCUCAGUGCGAUAUCGAUUUGAUUUUCCAAACGAAAAAAGUCUGGAGCAAAUUAGUAGGCUAUAUUGUGAAGAGAAAUGUUAGUUUAAGUGCUGAUUUUCAAUUGGAUUAUCAACUUCAAAAAAUGCCAAAGAAAGAGACAUUGCAUUUAGAAAUUACGUUAACUAAUCGAUCUUCGAAAAACUUGGCACAUAAAUCAGCGGAUUUGAAAUUACAUUCUACCGCAUAUCCACAAUUAAACACGAUGAUAACAGCGUGGUAUCAACAAGCUCUAGGACACUUGGAGUUACAUGCCGAAGUUAAUUCGAGUCCACAUCUUCAAGAUGAAAGACAUAAGCUUACUGCACAACUCGUGAUCUCCUAUUCAAAAAUGUAUUUUCAAAAUCAAGGAACGAAAGUCAGUGCACUAAUUGCUAUUACGAAACCGAUACAAAAUCUUGAUAUUAAAGUAGGAGUAAAUCAUUACGUUAUCGGGAUAGAAUCAAAGACCAGCCUUCUUAUAGGAUACGCUCCAGGAAAAGAAAUUCAUUUGAUGGUGAGCACGAGAAUACCACGAGGACUGAUGUUCGUUGUGGAAGCUCAUGCUAAUCUGACGAUUCCUAAUUUCAAUUCAAUGAUAAUAAACGCUCGAAUAACAGAAAGAUCAAGAAGAGAAUAUGAACUGGAAUUCGCGGGAACAUGGUUUUCUGGUCAUAAUAUGACUGCCCGUGGAACUUAUACAGACCGAUCAGGAUCUGCUUCGAUCAGUCAUAAUCUAAAGCUUAUCUUAAGAUCGCCAAGUUUUGCUAAUGAUAUUAUUCUUAAUUGUAAAUUGUAUCACAACACCAAUGAUAUGAGAAUUAGCAUCUAUGUAGAACAGCAAGACAUGGACAAAUAUGCAUUUAUUGUCAAUUAUACGAUAUUAUCGCUUACAAAACUGUCGGCGUACAUUGAAGGUAGAUAUAAAAGUAACGUGUAUUCUGUUUUAAGUAAUGUUGAUACCGAACGAGAAACCAGAAUAGAAAUGCAUCUUGAUAAAUGGCGAGAUGUUCACUUGACCUUAUCUGCUAUCAACGAAGAAGAUAAAAAAGAAUACGGUAUCGAGGUGAAAUGGGAUGCUAAUAGAGAUCCUGCAUUAAAGUUCGCAUCGAUUUUGCAACUCAAUAAAUUUGAUGUGCCAGCUUUAUCGUCUGAUAGUGUACCUGGAAAAAAUUUGACUGCAGCUGUAACUUUGACUUAUCCUGGUAGACUUAUUACUGGUUCAUGCCUGUUAGCUGUACGAGAUAAAUAUAAUUACAUAGCAGACGGAGUAAUUCAAUGGAAUCCAGAAAAAACAAUUCACCUUUCCGUGGACAUUGGUUACAAUUUUCAAACCUGGUUAAAUUCACUUAAAUUUGAAUCUCAGUUGCUAACUCCUUUUGAUCAAUGGAAAAAAACAGCAUUAAAUGCUAAGUAUUUGCAAGCACAGAAAAAAAUAAUAGCAAGCGGUAGUGUUUAUUGGAAAGAUACGCAACACGUUAUCGGAGACUUUUACUUUAAUACUGAAGAAUACGAUGGAGUUAGCGAAUGGGUUGGCAAUUGCGGAUUGUCAAGUACAAUUCAUUCUAUUAAGUGGAUAACGGCUAACGUUACGCACAAAAUUCUUCAUUCGCAGACUGCGGAUACUCGUAUAUUAAUCAAAUACCAUCCGGACAAAAUAAUCGAUGCAUGGAGUAUUUGGCAUUUUGAUAAAGAAUCCGAUACUGUCUUUAAUUUAACUGGAAAUUUACACUUUGAGUUACCCUUAGAAAAUUAUAGAAAAUGUGAUAUAAAAAGCCAACUGCGCCUUAUAUCAAAUUGGAAGAUAAUAGGUGCAGCUACCAUGGAUCUUGAUAAACGAAGAUAUACAGGAAAUCUACUUGGAGAUCUUAGUCACAUAAAAGAAUCAAUGCUACAACUUAAUUUAACAACACCGAUAGAGAAAUAUGCUUUUGUUAAGGCGAGAUUUGGUUUAUCGGAAAGUAACAGACACGUAGUAGCUGAAAUCGUUAAUCCAACUGGUACCUUGGGUUUCGAAGCUAUCUGCCAAUUAUUUACGUCAUCGUAUGAUUUUAAUAUAAAACUAUUAUUGGCCACACCAAUAGAUAUUCUUCAAAAAUCGUUAUUAGUAGCAAAACUUAACAAACAGGAAGCUGACUUCAGAGUUGCAUAUAACAAUAUGACAGCCGGAUUUCAGGGUGUUUGGUACUACAACAAUAUUACAGAUUUUCACUAUACUUAUAAACUCUUUACACCUAUUUACGGUCUUCAGGAAAAUGGAGUUAUCGCAAAAUUAGUGUUACUUCAUACGGUACCCGACGAAAGAUUAUUCUUAGAUACAGAAUUUUCUGUAAAUUUAGCAGAAAUUAAAUUCGGUCUAUGUGCUAAAGCUGGAUAUAAACCACCUCCACUUCGUAUUCCUAUUAAAAUGAAAAUUUUACCAACAAUAAGCGAAACAAAUGUAAAAGAAGAUUCUUUAAUAGAAAAUGAAGAAAAAGAAGAAGAAGAAGAAGAAGAAGAAAAUGACGAAAAUAACUUUUAUUGGCAUGGCGAAUUUACAAUAUGGCCUGCUUAUAUAACGUUAGAAUUGGAUGUCGAUGCAGAAGGAUACGGUUAUAAAACCAAUGGUUUUUUUAUCUUUCCACCGAGAAAGAUUAACUUCGAUGAUUAUUUUUGGAUGGAAGACGUGUUUCAUAUUAAAAAUGAACUUUAUAUAAACACUCCUUUCAAUGUUGCUCGAGAGAUUACGUCAUCAUAUAUUUUUGAUAUAGAUAUGGAAAAAUCAAUUUAUUUAAUGCAGAUGGAAGUCAAUGUCAAAAAUAAUGUAACAUGGAUAAAGAGUGGACUAAAUGUAAAUUAUACGUAUCAAGAAGAAGAGAAUGAUUGGAAAACACAUACAAUAAAGUUCAAUAUAAUGACGCCAUUAAAAUUCUUAAAAUUGAUCGAUACAAGGGUUGUCAUUGAUAUCGAUGAAAAUUUAUACAAAACAAAUAUUAAUCUUUGUACCGAAGAUAGUAUCAUUGAGUUUUUAGGAUCUAUCGAGGCAGAGGAUUCUUUUAUGGAUACUAUGCUCAUCAUUCACAUUGAUAGUCCAGUAUUGGUAAUACCAAAAACUAAGUUAAUGUUAAAGAAAAAUUUCAUCGAUAAGAAAAAGCAAUUUGAGUUUAGUACUGUGAUAUAUGGUCCUGUGGAAAGAUCUUCGAAAGUACAAGCAUAUUGGCAAAUGGAAGAUAGAAACUACAUCGAAGCAUUUGUAUCAUUAGAAACUUGGAUUGAAUUACUUAAAAAAUUGGAAGUCAAUGUACUAUGCGUUAAUACAAUUAAUUCGAACAACAUAUUAAAUCUAAACAUGAACUUAACUUACAAUACCAAUCAAAAAUUUAAACUUAUUAGUAAUUACAAUACAGGUGUCGUCAAAGUUGAUAUAUAUACGCCUUUAGUUUCUAAAAAACAUCUACAAUUUCAAGGUGAUGUGAUAAAGAAAAAUGACAGCUUAUAUACUCUAGAGGGAAAAAUGACAAAUCUCGAGGAUUUGAAAGUAUACGAUGUUUUGAUGAAUAUGAUUGUACAAAAGAAUACAUUGUCGAGCGUAGGCAUGCAGUUACGACCACAAGGGGAUACUACCAACAUUAAUGAAAUUAAUUUUAAAUUAAUCCGAAAGAAAUACGAACUGUCUUUUAUUGCUGAUAGUCGAUUUUUCAACGCUUCCGUCGAUAUGAAUGUAAUUAACACUUUGAAUUGGGACGUUAGAGCACACGGUACAAACAAAGAAAAUAAUACAAAUUAUGAAUUAACGACAUUCAUGAACGUUCAAGUAAAUGGUAAUACGACCUUAUACGUACACGGUUCCACACCUUGGAAAGAAAUACAAAGCUUGAAAUUGAAUGGAAAUAUGUUUUUGACCAACAAUAGUGGUAUGGUUAAAGCGAAUCAUCAUUUAAAUAACGAUCGUUAUUAUGCAACAUUAGAAUGGAAGUUAAUGUAUAUGAUAGAUAUGUUUGGGAAAAUCGUAGCAGGAUACGAAAUAGAUGGUCAUGAUACUAAAGACAUAAAUGCACAGUUAUUUUUCAGAAAUCCAAAACGAUCAUUUCGUAAUUUUAAUACUGGAUUUGAUAUAGAUAUCGAUCAUGAACAAUGGAAAUUUGGUACCAAUACCAGCAUUGGUUUCCGAAACCAUGAGAAUAUUGAUGCGGUAUUCGUUGUUAGGCUUCCUCCACCGGAUAACGAUAAUCAUCGUUUCUUAUUCAGCUAUCAUGCCAAUAAUGGGGUUCAAGAUAUGUCUUACGUUAUAGGAUAUAAUGCUCUUAAAGCAAAGACAAAUUAUGCAUCUGACGGUUCGCUUCGAGUUGCAGCUCGAGAUAUCGACGGACACUUGCGUUUAACCUGGGGAAUGUUACCUAAUCAGACUGCAAAUAAUUUGUUCAAUAUGACCUUUAAUAAGCAAGAAAUCGAAAUGAAAUAUUCACUCUUUUCGCCGAAAUAUCUGCAAGAAGAGACACUUGUGAUUCUAUUUAAUUACGAUGCCAAAUCGGAUAAAUGCAAUCUCAUCGAGGUCAAUUUGUUUUUACCUGCGAGGAAACGUAUUUCUACGGCAAGAAUAUCGUAUGAAAAUAUAUCGAAUAUCAAUGGUACUAUCAAUGCUACCAUACCAAUAUCAAAUUUCACUUACGUUGGUUGCAACUUCAUCGUUUUUACGACUUUAAAACAGAAUAAGAGAUUUAUAGAAUUUUUCUGGCCUAAUAAUACUGCUCUUUUAAAUUCAGACUACUCGUAUCAAAGUGUGAAGCUUAAUUCCACCUUAGAUGGUAUCUUCCAAUUAGAAAUUCCUUUAAGUACACGUCAUAUUGGUCAUUUAACUUAUGGUUAUAAGAAACAUCCUCAGAUUACCAACGGAUAUUCUACAUUGACAUAUAAUCAACAAACAAUAUUCCAUGCGGAUUAUAAUUCAAAGAGUCAAUCUAGAGCAGGUUUCGAAAAAGAUCAUAUCCAAAUAAAAAUAGAGAAUAAAUUUAAACCGAUAGGUAUUAUUUAUAUAAACCAGUAUGAAUAUAGUGGAGGAAAUGAGGGAACAAAUUAUCCAACAGUUGAGAUCAAAUACGUGAACAUCUAUCAAUUAAACAAUGUCUCAGCAUUUAAUAUCUCUGGUGAAUCUAGAAUCAAGACGAUGCACACUGGUCAGGAUAUAGAUCUAAAGGCGAUACAUUCAAAUCGUAUGGUUCAGCUAAAGACUAAUUACAAAAUACUAUCAGGAGAAUUUGAUCAUUAUACUUGCUUAAGUUUAGCAAAGGAUGCUUGGAUAUCGUAUCACAUAAACAUCCUUAAUAAAACUACCGAGGACGUGGACACACAAUUCUUACUUUUCAAUUUGGUGUAUCCUCAAAAAAAUUUUACGUUCGAUGGUUCUUAUAGAAUUACGAGUGAAGAGAUCAAUUCCGAGGCAAAACUUGAAUGGGAUCAAGAUAAGGAACGAGUUCGUACGAUAGGUAUUGGUUUCGAUUGGAAAAACGUCACAUCUACAAAAAUGCUUGCACAGGAACAAGCUGUUCUAAGUCUGAGGCAUCCAAGUUUCGCCAAAGUAGUAACUUUAAAGGGUGAACUUUUGAAAAGAAAUAUUAGAGAUUUAUUAAACUUAGCAUUGGUCGUUGAUUAUUCUGUAAAUCCGGAUAAACUUUUGGAAUUUGCUGUAAUGAUAAAAGACGAGAGUGAUUUACCAAAUAAUAGAAAGUAUGUGUAUAGUAUAUCAGGAAAACAUCCAAAAACUGAGUUAGAUCUCAAUAUCGAAGGUUUCUUCCACAAACACAAAUACGUUUACGUAGAAACGGAAAAUCAUGGUAAGUAUAAACGUAGUUUUCUACCCGAAGAAAUAGGACAAUUAAGUGGGCGUUUGGAUAUCGAUCGAAAGGAAGUCAUAUUUCAUCGUGAGAACAACGAUAUGGUAAAAUAUUUGAAAGUGAGAUAUUAUCGUACGGACCCACAAUAUGUCAUCAAUGGUACUAUUAUAAAUACACCCGAUCUCAAUGCUACCGGAUUUUUCUUUCUCGAUCCAGAGGAUAAAUUUACUUGGAUGAUGGUCAAUUAUACACCUGAUGCUGUACAGAGUUUAAGAAUGUACGGAAAAAUACCAGAUGCUCGAAAUACUGUUUUCAAUAUAUGGAGAACUUACGAUGACGAUCUCAACGUGUAUGAUGUUUCCUUUUAUUUGAAAUUAAAUCACUCUAGGCUAGUUACUUCCACUUUAAAGUGGAGACCCGAACUCAAACACGACAUUACAAAUGCCAUAAAAACGGGAAUCUCAGAAGCGUACGAAGGUAUCAAUAAGGAUAUUGAAUACUGGAAACAAUACAUUAAAAGUGAAAGUGUAAGUAUUAUUUCGAAUGUGUGGGAAGAUUCUCAAGAAGAACUUAAGGAAUUCAUUGACGAUUGGAAUGAUUUGAAACAACUUGAGACGGAUUUCCAAAACUUGAAAUUAUACCUUAACGAUUCGUACAAUGCCAAUGACUUUUAUAUAAAAGAUAUCGUUGUCUUUGUUGUAUAUAUCAUAGACGAAUUCUCCUUACGCAGUCACAUAGAAUCAUUGCCAAAUAUUUUAAAUGAAAUUUGGGAAAUAAUGGGCGAAUCUGGUGAAGCUAUAAGGAACUCUUUAAUCUGGAUUAUCGAAACAAUAAAAAAUGCUUAUAACAAAAUCACCGAGAUUAUUGCUGCCAUACUUAGAGGCGAUUCUAUGACGCAAUUGGUUGAUAUAAUAGAGAAAUUAAUAGAGAAAUAUGACAUGUUUAUCAAGGACAUUCACGUGUCUUUUAUCCAAUACGUAGAAAAUCUUUGGAACAAUAUUUCAUCAUCGAUAUCAGAACAGUGGAAUAAAUUUUUGAAACUCAUGGAACCAUUAUUCAUUCGUCUGUUACAUUAUCUCGAAACGAUGGUCUGGAAAAUUAGCAAAGAGGUUGUUGAUUUUCUUUACAAUCGCAAAAACGAGAUCAUUGCUUCACCGUAUUUUGAUAGAUUUGCGAACUUUACUCAAGAUAUCGAUAGAUUUUACAAAGAUAUCAAAGGGAAUAACAUAAUUACUAAUAUAGAGAAAUAUUCUGGCUUGGUGAUACGAUUUUUGAAAGAACGAUAUUUCGCUUUUGUACCUUUUGGUAAAGAAUUAAAAGAUGUAAUCGAUGAAAUUAUAGUCGAAUUAAAGGAAUUGAAAAAGUUACCAACCGUCCAUUAUACCUUGGAAAAAAUGCAACAAGUAUACGAUAAAGUGAACUACUUUUACAACUAUUUAGACAUUCGAGCUAAAAUAGAAUAUCUUAUUAGAUUUGCUCACGCCAAGUUGAUUGAUAUAAGCCAGACAGCGCUCCAAGCUGAAAGUCGUUAUAGAGAAGCUAAAACAAAAUUUCUCUUUGAUCCGAAUCAAGGUUUAAUGUGUCUCGAACAAAAACUUCCGAUGUCCUGGCAUGCGUUUAAUCAAACACCUGAAUUCCAAGAAAUUCCUGAAUAUAGAGCGAUCAUUGAUAUGGGAUCGUAUUUCGUAACGUCCAAUACUACCUUCUGGAGUCUUUAUUAUCAAUACAAACCAUAUACCGAACCAUCAAACUGGCUACCACCGUUCAAAGCACAAGCAAUGAUAAUCGGAUCACAACAUUUCAAGACAUUCGAUGGACUACACUUUGAUCUUGUUGGAUCUUGCACGUAUUUGCUUGCUCAUGAUUUCGUUCGAAAUACCUUUGCCAUUCUUAUUAGGUACAAUCAAGAGUCUGAUAAAUUGACCCAUCAUAUCAUCGUUUUGAUUGACAAAAACGAGAUCGAGAUAGAUAUUUUCAACGACGUGGUAAGAUUGAAUUCGAAUACAUCCUCAGAGUCGAAAAGUAAUCUUCCUCUCCCGAUAGAAUUAGAGAAUGGCACGACGUAUGUGUAUCAACAGGAUAAUAUAGUAACUAUUGAACGUAAAAAAGAUCAAUUGCGAUUAGAAUGUAAUCUUAAAUUCGACUUGUGUACGGUGGAAUUAUCUGGCUGGUAUUAUGGAAAAACAGCGGGUCUUCUUGGCACGAUGAAUAACGAAAAAAUAGAUGAUUCUAUUACAUCAUCAGGUAUAAUGACAAAGAAUAUAGAUCGUUUUGCUAAAAGUUGGUCUAUCGAAGAUAGUUGCACGAAAAAAGUGUAUUCUCCGAACAAUACCGAAGAAAUGAAAAAUCACGUCUCGUCAUUUUGCAAAGAACUUUUCGUCAAUCAAACUUCGGAAUUUAGUUCGUGUUUUGCUGUCUUCGAUCCAAAAGAAUACGCUGAAAUGUGUUUAAAUAGCAUUACGGAAUCCGAGGCAUGUACAAUCGCUAUUGCGUAUAUGCAAGUUUGCGUUUUUCACAAUACGUAUCUGAGAAUUCCUGAUAAAUGUACUACUUGUACUAUGAUAAACGGCACUCAAAUAGCCGAAGGCGAAUUUAGAAAAUUAGAAGGAAAUGCGAUACCAAAGUCAACGGACAUCGUCUUCAUCGUAGAGGCAAAAGAAUGUAAUCGUGGUAUAAGGCAAAAUCGUAGUAUUGAACAGCUGGUGAAUCAGCUGAAUAAAGAACUCAAGGACAAAGGACUUAUUUCGAAUCGUUGGUCACUCGUAACUUUUGGUGGGCAUGGAGUUCACGAUCAGCCAAGAAGCGUAAUUCUCGACGGUCAAGUUUUUACAAAAAAUCUAAUACGCUUUAUCGAUUAUUUUGAUCAUGUACCAGUUAGCAAUGGUAAUCAGGAUAUAUUCGCGGCAAUUGGUUUCGCUUCACAACUCGUCUUUAGAGCUGGAGUUUCUAAAACUUUCAUUUUGCUACCAUGUUCUCAUUGCGAACCGGAAAAUCAAACGUUGGAUUAUGCCGUAGUACAUCAAGUAUUACUAGAACACGAUAUCGUAUUACAUAUACUGAUGGAUGGCGAUUUUCAAUUUGAAAAAGAAAGACUUAACAAAAUCUUUUAUGGAUUCGAUGCGAAUAAAUCGUAUACAAAGAAAGAUACGAGAAAUUUAACGGGUGAUACAGAUUUAAGAAGGCAAAUGAAAUCGAUGAAAAAUGUCCUAGGCUAUUGUACACCACUUUCCUUAGAGACUAAUGGAACAAUAUUCAGUGGAGAUAAAUUACGUUUUGAUAAGCUCGUUUCCAUUAAAAAAUUUGUUACCGUAUUCUCCAAGAGGAUAGCGCACACUGCUUUUCCACGAUCGUGUCAACACUGCGAAUGUACGGCCGAUAAUAAUGGAAUUACUAAAACAGAAUGUAUGCCCUGUAUUUACCCAACGCCUGUUACAGUGGAUUACGAAACUUUUAACGUAAAUGAAACAUUAUCAGCUAUGCAACCAUUAGAUAUAGAUUACGGUCAAAUCGAUAUCGAAGAUGACUAAAGAAAUGUAAAGUGAACAUUCAAAUAAAUUAAGUAAAGCUUAUUCUUUAAAUAAUAUGAAAUAGAUAACAUUUUGUAUGUAAUUAUAUUUAUUCAUAACAUUAUAAAAACAAAACAAAAAA